Molecule: messenger RNA, 1285 nt
Organism: Effrenium voratum
Lineage: Eukaryota; Dinophyceae; Suessiales; Symbiodiniaceae
Source: the annotation of a GenBank genome assembly
UUUGCGGAAUCCCAGAUUACUUUUGUUUCAGCAUUCCUCCGCGGUGCCAUGUCGGGCGGUUACGCGGGGGACUGUGACGAGGAAACGGACAGCGAAGAUCAUUUGGAUAUGGGGACUGGCCCGGAUGCGGAAGAGAAGGCCCACUUCCUGGAGGUUUGCUAUUCCUUCCUGGAGUAUGGGAGCGAUGCUUUCUAUGACCUCGAGCGAAUGCAGGAGACGAUCCAAAAGCUCGACGCACAGGACAUGGCCAUGUGGAAGGUGCCUGCCGUGCAGUGGUACACCGAGAUUCAAAAGAGGGUGCAGGUGAAUCUGGAGUUCCUAAGGCUGAUGCCCAACCCGGAGGUGUGCGGCGCCGACCUGGGGCCCAGCGCCUGGGAGAUGGUGGCCACAGUGCCCCAGGGGCACCGCGUGGCGAGCCGGAAUUCCUCCAAGGUGCGCUCCACCCUGCGGCAGUUCGUGCGGGACUGGGCCAAGGAAGGGCAGCCGGAGCGCCAGGCGAGCUACCAGCCGCUGAUCUCCGCCUUGCUGAAGCACCUGCCGCCCAAGCGCGCCCAAGGCGCGCCGGCGGUGCUGUGCCCAGGGUGCGGCCUGGCGCGGCUGCCGUUUGAUCUGGUUCGCCUGGGCUACGCCGCGCAGGGCAACGAGUUUUCCUACCACAUGUUGCUGGGCACUCACCUGAUCCUGAAUCGCAGCGAGAAGGCGGAAUGCUUCAACAUUUUCCCCUUCGUGCUUUCUUUAGCGAACCGGAAAGGCCGCUGGGACCACCUGCGCGCCGUGAAGAUCCCGGACGUGUGCCCGAUGGACGCCCUGGGGCCCAACGCCCAGCUCUCCAUGGCAGCGGGGGAAUUUGUGGAGGUCUACAAGCAUCAGGUGGGGGCGUGGGAUGGCAUGGCCACCUGCUUCUUCCUGGACACUGCCAAGAACAUGUUUCUCUACAUCCGCACCAUCGCGGAUAUCAUUCGCAAGGGCGGCGUCUGGACGAACUUGGGGCCGUUGCUCUACCAUUAUGCUGACGUGCCCACUGAAGUAUCAGUCGAGCUCAGCUGGGAAGAGGUCCGGCCCUACAUUUGCGAGUACUUCGACCUUGUUGAGGAGGAGGAGAAGAUUGCCAGAUACGCAGGCAACACGGCGGGCUUGAGCGUGAAUCGCUAUAGAUGCAUAUUCUUCGUCGCGAUUCGGAACGACAAGCCAAUUCGGGGCCACUCCAACCCCGUCUUUUGAGUGUGCCAAGUGCUGUCUCUCCCCUCUCUCUCUCACACCGUCGUUGACAACAUGUAGAACACAA